GGAAACAUCUACUGGUGAACCUUCUGAUCUCAAGAAUGAGACGAACAAACGGCCAAUGGAGACUCACGAUGACCCAUGUAAAAGGAAACAAGAGCCUGGGAGUGACUUUUAUCUACGCUUGUCGAAUAGCUCACCAACUCGUCUUUCUCCAGUUGAUAUCCUUAAAUCUAAAGGUUUGAGGACAAAUUUCGAAUCAUGGACCCAGGAGAAGAUGGGUAUCACAACAAGAGACCCGGCAACUUACCCUCAUUAUGACUUCUACUAUUGGCAUAGAGGCAAAGAAGUCCUGGAUUCGCCUGUUUCCGAACUUGAAACUAUUGGUGAUGCAAAGACCUUUGCAGAGUUCUGUAAGGAAUCAGUAACAACUUCCACGUCGGACGAAGAAUACUGGGAUAAGUUCCAUACAAAGACGUUGGAAUCGAUAAACAUCCCGGUAUAUUCUUUGCCUUAUCAUAUAUCCUUGUUUCCACAACUUGAGAUGGCUUCAGAAAAGCAGGACUUGAAAAGCAGUGUAUUCCAUCCUUGGAACUUGAACAACAUGGCACUGAAUAAGAAUAACUUGCUGUGCUAUCUGCCCAAUGAGUUGGAGAACCUCACGACACCAAGAAUAAGCCUUGGUUCUCAUUACAAAGUGGUGAAUUUCUCAUUGCAAGAUCACGAUGGUUAUCUAUGCGAAUACCACCAUUGGGGAGCUCCUAAAGUGUGGUAUUUCAUAGAUCCGAGUGACAAGGAUAAAUAUGAACAACUGUUACAGAAAUUAUCCAAAGUUUCAAACUCACAUUCUUUUGAUCUUAGUGGGAUUGAAGUCAGUGAAGGCUUAAAGCAAGAUUUGAUUGACUGCCUUAACGAAGGGGGUGAAUUUGAUAAUGGUCCUCAAAUCACAGAGUGUUCGUGGAACUUCAAGAGAAACCUACGUCCCUUUGAUCCUAAUUUGGUUCUAUCACCCAAAUUCUUAAAGGAAAAUGGUAUAACUUGUCAUUGUCAAGUGUCAAAUCCUGGUGAAUUCAUCGUCAAAUUCCCCAAAUCGUAUGCUAUGUCGAUCUCCCUGGGUCCAAACGUUACAGAAUCCGUGCCAAUAUUCCCAAAGGAUUGGAUAAACAUUGCCGAUCACACUAGAUACCCACUGACAAACACCGUCCCAAGUUUCUCCUUCUUCCAAUUGCUGACAAACAUUGUUGAGGAAUCAAAGGAUCCAGAGUUGUUGAGAAUCGUUUCACCUCACUUGGACUCUUUGAUCGACGAAGAGAUGGCUAUUCGUGCAAAUUACAAAUCUGAGAUGAAGCUGAUCACCAACAAGUUCGACUACAUCUCUGAUGAUUCGCUAAGCUCAACUUUCCCUACAAAAGUUGUCGUCAAAGCUCCAAAUUCAAUGCCAAUUAUCUUUGACAGCCGUUCUCCAAUCCCAAAAGAAGUCGUUAAUCCUCAUGGAAUGAAGUUAGAACUGCACGUCUAUUACACUGAUGAGAAGCUCAGAACCAUACAAAGAACAAUGCUGGCACUGAGCCAGACACCGGAAGAAUGGGUUGAAAAGUUCAACAACCUGUUGUUAUCUGACUCUAAACCACCGCUUAAAUCUUUAAAGGCCUUAUACUCUGAGAGCGAACAAGUCUUGAGAGAUAUCCCGCAAGCUGAAACCUUGCGAGAGUACUUAGAAGAUGCUGAUAAAUGGGUGGACAAAGCACAGUUGAUUUUGAAUGCCAAACAAAAGAAUAGAAUCCGUAAUAGGAAGGGAACAAAGACUGAAGAUAGUGACUUCAAGAUUCAGUAUGACUUGCAAGAUUUGAGGAGUUUGGUUGUUUCAAUAUCGGACUUGAGCUUCACCUGUCCAGAAAUCGAACAAAUCCUGGAACUUGCCAAUGAAAUCUCCACUUAUGAAGCUUCUGUUCGCUCUCUAUUGCUUACCGAGGGCUCGUCAAUUGAGCAAUUCAAGGAUAUGAUCGAUCUUGGUAAGUCAUUUGGUGUCAGAUUGGAUUCCAUUGCCCUGUUGGAGAGAAUUCUUUUGAGGUUAGGAUGGUUACAACGAUACGAAGCUUCUUCUAAAGGUCAAAGCUUGGAGGAACUUGAAUCGCUCCUAGAUGAAGGCUAUGACGUUUGCGGUGUUUCUGAUAACUUGAAGGUGAAAUACCUGGAAAACAGGGUUAAUAAUGGAAGACAGUGGUGCCAACGUGCACUAGUGGAGCUGAACAACCCGUCUACGUCAUAUGAGCAGAUCAAUGUUCUAUUGAAGUCGUUGGAUCAUGUUCCCUUGUACCAGGAAGUUGUUGAUAAACUUGAGCUUGUCAAGCAGACACGCAAUGACUACCAAGAUAAACUGGAGAAUCUAUUCAAAGUGCUGAAGGAUAAUGAAACAUUAUUGGGCAAUUUGAGAGAUGAAAAACUGAAGAAAUCUCGUGGUGAUCCAACUUUCAAUGUACAGGUAUACAAUGAGCUUCUGAAUACCUUCAACGGUUCUUCAUCUGAUCCCAGACCAUUGUACAGUUCUUCUAAGGAUAUUAUUGACAGGGCAAAAGAGUUUCAACCGAGUGAACGUCUCUUGACCUUUGACUCGCCCUUGAAGCAAGCUGAGGAUUGGUGGAGGUCCAUGAAGAAACUGUUUGGUAAGAUCAACUCUCCCUUCGCAAUGAUGAAGCAGCAUCUGUCUGAUUUACGGGAUAAGAACUCGAUUGCACUCAGUCUUGAGGAUAAAUAUCACUCGAAUCUCAAGGAAGAGGACCACUCCAUAUAUUGUGUUUGUCGUCGUGCUGAAAGUGGUGUUAUGAUUGCAUGUGAACAUUGUCAAGAAUGGUACCAUUGUAAAUGUCUAAAAUUUGGACGUGGUAAGUCGAAAGAGGUUGAGAACUACAUUUGUCCAAUUUGUGAUUACCAUGUCCCAGUACCAAGGGAGUUCAACUGUCCCAAGCUGGAAGACGUUGAGGAAGUUGUGAACUUGGGAUCAUUUGGUGAUUUGAACCCGGAUCAACUCGAUGUGUUGAGCGAUAUAGCGAAUGAUGGUUUGAAAUUUAGAAGUUUCCUUCAUGAAGCUUUCACCUGGGAAGAUGGUCUGAUAGUUAACGAAACAGACGUUGCCAAAGUCAGAUUUUACCUACGGAAACUUGAAGGUGCCUCUGUGUUGCUGCUGGACGAGUACAAUCAAUUACGCCAAUUGACAUGGGCAUUAGAUCCCUUCUGUGAUGGACCUCCACCGAAUAUCGAUUGCAGUAACAAGACUCAGAGACGCAAGCCAAAAUCGAACAUGAACUCCGUGAAUGUGUCGACUGCCAAUAACUCUGUUGGUAGUGAAGAGAAUGCGUCAACCAGCAAUGUCGCCUCAACCAAUGGGUUACCAUUGCAGCUCCUCGCUGUGUCUUCGCUUGAUGACGUUGGUGGUACUGAUAGUGUCCAGGGAGCCAUAAAUGUCGAUUUGAGUAAAACAGGUGGAGUGAGUUCCAACGAGGUGGCUCCAAGAGAGAUCACUGGUGAAGAGAAGGCAGAGGUGGCCAAUGCUACGCAGGCUGAUACCAAUGCUACGAAGACAGAGACCACCAAUGCUACAGAGAAAGCAGAGACCAACGCUACG
Messenger RNA from Williopsis jadinii, 3556 nucleotides. It is a transcript of the gene ECM5, whose product is annotated as Ecm5p. NCBI's taxonomy places the organism in Eukaryota, Fungi, Ascomycota, Saccharomycetes, Phaffomycetales, Wickerhamomycetaceae. Gene Ontology annotation, biological process: chromatin remodeling. The transcript has a single exon. Gene Ontology annotation, molecular function: histone demethylase activity. The record is from RefSeq and is a predicted model, not a curated record. Gene Ontology annotation, cellular component: nucleus. The annotation marks the transcript as partial.